Theileria equi strain WA is the source of this 342-nucleotide messenger RNA. RefSeq names its product iron-sulfur cluster assembly accessory protein domain-containing protein. Lineage: Eukaryota; Apicomplexa; Aconoidasida; Piroplasmida; Theileriidae. The transcript has 2 exons. Bases 1 to 342 code for a protein of 113 amino acids. The record is from RefSeq and is a predicted model, not a curated record. Gene Ontology annotation, biological process: iron-sulfur cluster assembly. Gene Ontology annotation, cellular component: mitochondrion. Gene Ontology annotation, molecular function: 4 iron, 4 sulfur cluster binding; iron ion binding; 2 iron, 2 sulfur cluster binding.
AUGUUGUGGCCAGUAAACUUGACUACGAGGGCAAUUAGUCGAUUGCAAUUUUUACAAGGGAAACACAAAGGCUCAAAAAACCUACUAAUAACUGUUUCUGGAGGUGGGUGUUCUGGAUUUCAGUAUAAUUUUGAGCUUAUUGAUAAUACUGAGACCAAAUUUAGGGUAAUUUAUGACAAAGACCUAAUAAAAGUAUUAAGCAAUGAUGAAAGUUUGUCUAUAAUAUCUGGAUGCACUGUAGAUUAUAAGCAAGAACUUGUUGGAUCCAAAUUUGUCUUAGAUAACAUAAAAAAUACUUCGAGAAAGUGUUCCUGUGGAAACUCGUUCGACUUAGAAGAAUAA